Messenger RNA from Danio aesculapii, 5225 nucleotides. It is a transcript of the gene slco1c1, whose product is annotated as solute carrier organic anion transporter family, member 1C1. The transcript has 15 exons. Gene Ontology annotation, molecular function: protein binding. Gene Ontology annotation, biological process: transmembrane transport; sodium-independent organic anion transport. Lineage: Eukaryota; Metazoa; Chordata; Actinopteri; Cypriniformes; Danionidae. The record is from RefSeq and is a predicted model, not a curated record. The coding region runs from base 356 to 2485 and encodes 709 amino acids. Gene Ontology annotation, cellular component: membrane.
UUCAAAGCAGAACAAACUAUAUCACCUCUCAGGAAGAAGAAGAAGAAGAAAAAGAAAGAAACUACAAGAUUGACGUAAAAAAGAUUAAACUAUUCGGACGCAUCGAGCCGCACGCAGCACAAUCGGAUGUGAGUGGAAGUGUUAGGAAACACCUCCAGCACCAAGUGCCUUUUCCUCGUCUCCGGCAAGCCUGUGGGAAGUUUUUUCUCCCUCAUACACACAUGAUCUGCUCCAAACGCACUCGUUUUGGACCACAGGGGACUCUUAUGUAUCCAUAGAUUGUAUAACAGACGCAAUCGGGAUCGGAUAUACGCGUACGAAGCGCGCGGUUUGGUGAGUAGGAGUGCAUGCAUAAAUGCCAAGAAACUGCAUUAAAGAGUCAUCAUCACCCAAGGAAAACGAGAUCUUUCUGUGGAGGAUGGAUCUGCCCAACAAGGAAAGACGGUCACCGGAAAACGGCCCAAAUCGGCGCUGUUGCUCAAGCUUCAAGAUGUUCCUCGUGGCCUUGUCCUUCGCCUAUUUCUCCAAGGCUUUAUCCGGGAGCUAUAUGAAAAGCACAAUAACUCAGCUGGAAAGACGCUUCGACAUCCCCAGUUACUUAAUAGGAGUCAUUGACGGCAGCUUUGAAAUAGGCAACUUGUUAGUGAUCGCCUUUGUGAGUUACUUUGGUGCCAAACUUCACCGUCCGAAGAUCAUCGCCAUCGGCUGCCUGUUGAUGUCACUCGGGACGUUUCUCAUUGCUUUGCCCCACUUCAUAAUCGGCCGAUAUAAGUUUGAGACGUCGAUCCGCUUGUCUGUGAACUCCAGCAGCAGCCUCUCUCCGUGCCCACUGAGCUCCGCUGAACCCAGCACAUCUUCAGUGCCCAGCGCAGGUUGUGAACACGAGUCUCGGUUGUCGAUGUGGAUUUAUGUGUUUCUGGGGAAUAUCCUGCGUGGGAUUGGAGAGACUCCAGUGCAGCCGCUGGGAAUCUCCUACAUCGAUGAUCACGCUCUGGAGGAGAACGCAGCUUUCUACAUCGGAUGUGUCCAGACUAUCUCCGUCAUCGGGCCGGUUUUCGGGUAUCUGCUGGGCUCCGUCUGUGCCAAGAUAUACGUGGACAUUGGGUUUGUCAACAUGGAGAGCAUCAGCAUCACUCCAGGAGACGCGCGCUGGGUCGGUGCCUGGUGGCUGGGUUACCUGAUUGCCGGAUUCAUUACCCUGCUCUCAGCCGUGCCCUUCUGGUUCCUGCCCAAGUCUUUACCGCUGCCAGAGAGACGACUGGGCAAAUACUCUCCGGAGCGCAGCAGCUUCAUCAAAGACUCGGCUCUGCUGGAGCACAAAUACCAGGCAGACGAGCCGGCUAACUUCCUGGAAAUGGCCAAAGACUUUUUGCCAACGCUGAGAUCUCUCCUGGGGAACCCGGUCUACUUUCUGUAUCUGUGUGUGACCAUCAUCCAGUUCAACUCUCUGAUCGGCAUGGUCACAUACAAACCAAAAUACAUCGAGCAGCAUUACGGACAGUCUGCAUCCAAAGCCAACUUCCUGAUGGGAGUUAUCAACAUCCCAGCCGUAGCCUUGGGAAUGUUUUCGGGCGGCGUGAUCAUGAAGAAGUUCAAGCUGAGCAUCAUGGGAGCAGCCAAGUUUGCGUUGGGAACGUCUCUGCUGGGUUAUUUUCUGUCUCUCUUCUUCUUCAGCAUGGGCUGUGAAAACGCAAGCGUGGCUGGAAUCACCACCUCCUACAACGGGACGGAGAGUCUGUUUAUGGCGGACGGCUCUCUGCGAGCGUCCUGCAACGCGGCCUGUCAUUGCCCUGAAAAGAACUGGGACCCGGUGUGCGGAGAAGACGGCCUCACCUACGUGUCCCCGUGCCUGGCUGGAUGCCGGACGUCCCACGGCUCAGGAAUGGACACGGUGUUUGCGCAGUGCAGUUGUAUAGGAGUUGGGAAUCAGACAGCCACCGCAGGCCAAUGCAACAACAGGGAAAGCUGCCAUCGAAUUUUCCCGUACUUCCUGGCUCUGUCCGUCAUCACUUCCUUCAUUAUAUCACUAGGAGGAACGCCGGGAUACAUGCUGCUCAUCAGAUGCAUCAAACCUCAGCUGAAGUCUUUAGCUUUGGGUUUUCACACUCUGACCACACGUACUCUGGCGGGGAUUCCAGCUCCGAUAUAUUUCGGGGCCAUCAUUGACACCACCUGUCUGAAGUGGGGACACAAGAAGUGUGGUGGAAGAGGAGCCUGUCGAAUCUACAACACAGCGGCCUACAGAAUAGCGUAUCUGGGCCUGACGUUGGGUUUGCGCACCGUUUCCUUCUUCCUGUGUAUCCUCGGUUUGUUGGUUUUGCGACGGCACGUUCAGAAGCAGAAGCACAGCACAAUGCUGAACGGAGGAUCAGCAGCGGCCGGAGAACUGCAGGCGCUCAGAAAAGAAGAAAACAACAGCUGUAACUCAGAGCAGUGUGCACCACAUAACUCAGAUUACGACCCGGAGCGGGAGACGCGACUGUGACGCUCGCGCAGAGAGAAAAAAAACGUCCGCGACGCCUGAUUUUAUGAGUUAACACUUUCUAUCGGACCCAUGUAAAUGAUGUGAAAUACUGAAAAAUCUGUUGUUUUGAUAUAGUAGAACUAUUUCUUGAAUGUACAUGAUGUUUGAGUUAAAAAAAAAGAUGAAGAAUGUCUUAAAAACUACCUAAUCUGUUUGAAGAUGCUUUUAUAAGUGUCUUAACGUCAAGACGAAACAUUGGAUUUCCGCUUAUUCAAGCCAUCGUCGUGCACAGGCCCGUAACGAUAACAAGAUUAUUAUAUCUUGCAUCUCGUUUUUUUCUGAAGGAUCGCGAAAUUGCCUAUUUAUAACAAGGUUGAAUUAAAAAAAUUCAAGUUAUAGAUUCGCAGUUGAUAUCACAGACUUUUCAGAUGAAUAUAUUUGAUAGAUUCUGCAAGAAUUACUGCAUAUUAACUCGCAAUUGUUAGCAAUGCUGGAUUCGAAAUUGCAUUUGUCUGAAAUAUUGGCAUUUCUGAGAAAAGAAAAGUGUGAAGGAGUGGUAUGUUUACACAACACAGUACUCAACUAAAAAUGUAACAUUUCUGCGUGCUCAUUUACAUGCCAAUAGUAUUGUUAAGCCGUGGUCACACUGCACUUUUCGCCCUAUAGAGUUCUGUUCAUACACAACCGAAUGUGACAGACCUCGUGCGACAAUCUUCGCAGUUUGCUGCAUUGGAAAGUUCAAGCUAGGUAAACUCUGACCUGCAAAAUCAUCGCAAGUGACUGCAUUAGACCAAUUGAAGAUUAAAACAUGACCUCUCUAUAAAAUAUAGACCAAUCACUCGCUUUUUUAAAUGUCUAAUGAUCUUGUUUAAUCCCAUCCCUUUUCGCAGCAUCGUACAACAGAAUUUCGCAAGCUCAAACUCUAAUGUGACCGCAGCUUUAUGGGUUAAACUGUUUAGACUUUUAAAAAUGGGUUUUAAACAUCGCCAUCUACUGGCCUGAUGUCCACCGUACAAAGACAUGUCCACUUAUGUGUGUGAACAGGGAUCGUUUUGGCUACUGCCGUCUGGUCACAACACUUUUUAUAUAGUGUGGCUCUCAAUUCUGACAAAGCCAACAAUGCUUUAAAGAAAACUUAAACAGAAAGCCUAGAUAUACAGUUAAAAUUAUUAGAGAAAAAUGAUUCGCCUCCUGUGAAAUUUUAAUUAAUUUUCACAUAUUUCUCAAGUGAUUUUUAACGGAGCAAGGACAUUUUCACAGUAUUUCCAAUGUUUUUUUCUGGAGUCUAAAAUCUUCAUUUUUUAAGUUUGGUUGGAAUAAAAGAAAGAAAAUUACUUUAAGGCCAAUAUAAAAAGACACUUAAAGACACUUUAAGACUUUUAAUUGGCUGCAGAAGAAACCACUGUUGUGCAAUGACUUGCCUAAUUAACCUAACCUGCCUAAUUAACCUAAUUAAGCCUUUAAAAGUCACUUUAAGCUGAAUACUAGUGUCUUUCUAAAUAUUAUGCAGUGUCAUCAUGGCAAUGACAAAGGAAAUUAGUUAUUAAAGCUAUUAAGUUUAAAAAUAUGUUGAAAAACAUUGUUAAACUAUAAAGUGAUGCAGAGUACAGAAUUUCUAAUCAUUUUUUACACUAUUGCCGUGUGCUUUUUCCAUUUUUAGUGCACUGUUGUUGUGUAAACACACCCUCAGAUUGCUAAGAAAAUCAUCAGAAUUGCGAGAUAUAAGCUAGAAGUCCCAGCACAUUGAAUAUCUGCUCAUUAUAAGCCAUAAUGGAGCACAGGCCCACAGGAAUAUGCAUAUAAUGCCUGGCGGGCUCAUCUUCUCUUCUGCCAUAAACACACACAGACUGAUGCCUGAAGCAGUUGACCACGACACUGUGUGCUAAAUGUAGGUAGCGUUAGCCUAUAGGCGGACUAUCAUUUGUUUUUAGAUUAUCGUCAGGAAAGGAAGCGCAUCAGAGAUGCUCACCGUUGUGCUUUUCCAGCAGUUACUCCAUUAAAGAAACAGGAGGAAAGCAUGCAAACAGGUGCGUAUGUAGGAUAUCAUCUUCAAGAUCGAUGUUGUGCAGUGUCACUGUGAGAAAUGUUGUGCGUGUGUGUGUGUUAUUUUACCUGUGAACGGGUGCAUUCCUGUGCCAAAAAAAAAAAGAUAAAAAAUUACACAAAAAAAGUGUGAGAAAGGAAACAUGGUCUAUUCUCAGGUUGUUCAAUCAAUUGUUCCUCAAAUUUGCAAAUAAUUAUUCUUUUAUACACUUGUAUAAAUGUUUCCUUUCUGUCCUUGGAAUAAUUUGUUCAUUUUGGGCAAUUGAAGUUUACCACUAACAACAACAACCACCACCACCACCAAGGAAAGGGUUUUUAUUUGUGACGAGUGGCAUUUAUGACUUGCUUUUAUGUUAGGCAGUACAUCAUUUCAUUUGCUAUGUUUUUGUAUACUUUAAAAAGUGAAUAUCCUGAUGUGUAAAAAAGAACUAAUGCAUUUAUUUGAAAGAUUAGAUGCAUUCUUUUAAAAAAUAAAAUGAUUUGCUACAAAAGAAAACCGUACUAUUUUACAAAGGAUCUACUAGCCUUUUCACUUUAAUGGUGAAAAUACAAUCACAGCAAAAUGUAAACAACUCACGAGGCACUUGCGCAGAUCAUUUCUGCAUUAUUAUUAUAAGAACUACAAUAUGAUUGUUCAGCUAUAAGCUAUAUUUGACCACAUUUGACAGGUAGAUGUCGAUACAAUAAAGUCAUAAACAUUCCCUCUUAAGACAUUUCA